AUGGAGGUGCCCCCCAACAGCAGCGCGACCCCCCUCAACGGGUCCCGCAGGGCGCCGCUCUCGCCCUACUCUCCGGGCGCCGUGGCCGGCCUGGCCGCCGUGGUGGGCUUCCUCAUCGUCUUCACCAUCGUGGGCAACGUGCUGGUGGUGAUCGCGGUGCUGACGAGCCGCGCCCUGCGAGCCCCGCAGAACCUCUUCCUGGUCUCGCUGGCCAGCGCCGACAUCUUGGUGGCCGCCUUGGUCAUGCCGUUCUCGUUGGCCAAUGAGCUGAUGGGCGCCUGGCACUUCGGCAAGGCCUGGUGCAACAUCUACCUGGCGCUGGACGUCCUGUUCUGCACCUCGUCCAUCGUGCACCUGUGCGCCAUCAGCCUGGACAGGUACUGGUCCGUCACGCAGGCGGUGGAGUACAACCAGAAGCGGACCCCGCGGCGGAUCAAGGGCACCAUCCUGCUCGUCUGGCUCCUCUCGGCGCUCAUCUCCUCGCCUCCUCUGGUCUCCAAGUACUGGCAGCCCCCCGGAGAGGCGCCCGCCACGUGCCAGCUCAACGACGAGACCUGGUACAUCCUCUCCUCGUGCAUCGGCUCCUUCUUCGCCCCUUGCCUCAUCAUGGUGCUGGUCUACGUGCGCAUCUACCACGUGGCCAAGCUCAGGACCAGGACGCUCUCGGAAAAGCGACCCGGGCCCGACGGCGCGUGCCAAGCCGAGAAUGGCGCGCCCCGAGCCGGCGGCGGCAGGGGCUUCAUGUCGUUGAGGUCGCCGCCCCGGGAGAACGGCCCGUGGCCCGGCGCGCGCUGGGAGGAAGCCGCGGAGCUGCAGGACGUGGAGCUGGACGAGAGCAGCACCUUGGAGAGCCGGCGCCGGCGGCAAAGCAGGGACGCGGCGGCUCGGGCGCAGGCCAAGCGGCAACAGCCCUUGGCGUCGGCGUCGUGCAAAGCGUCCAGCGGCCGCCUGUCCCGCUCCAGCAGCCGCUCGCUCGAGUUCUUCUCGUCGCACCGGCGGAGGCGCGCGAGCAGCGUGGGCCCCAAGGCGGCGGCGAGCCAGGCGCGCGAGAAGCGCUUCACGUUCGUGCUGGCCGUGGUGAUUGGCGUGUUCGUGGUGUGCUGGUCGCCGUUCUUCUUCAGCUACAGCUUGUACGGCAUCUGCCGGGAGGCCUGCGAGAUCCCCGAGGCGCUCUUCAAAUUCUUCUUCUGGAUCGGCUACUGCAACAGCUCCCUCAACCCGGUCAUCUACACCAUCUUCAACCAGGACUUCCGCAGGUCCUUCAAGCACAUUCUCUUCGGGAGGACGAGGAGGAGGAGGAAGGAGAGGAAGCUUCCCUUCUUGCACUGA
This is a messenger RNA of Zootoca vivipara (common lizard), 1329 nucleotides long. Lineage: Eukaryota; Metazoa; Chordata; Lepidosauria; Squamata; Lacertidae. The record is from RefSeq and is a predicted model, not a curated record.